UGGGCGACCCGUCAUGUAGCUCAGUAUCAGCACACGAAGUUUCAGCUUUCCAGGAGGGCAUUUUCAUGAAGUCCGUUACGCCAUCCGCCAUAUGCGAUUCGCGCACGGAGAAAAGUAGCCUAGAGCACUCCCCCAGCUGGUGCUUUUGGGGGGUCGUCAACGUGUGGUAAAAAACUAUAGUACAUGUCCAUGGCCCUCCUCUCGGGUGCCCCCGUUUCCGGCUCAGCCAUUCAUCGUGGCAUCACACCUGAUGAAGCGGCCGCUGUCCAUCACCCUCUUUCGGUGGUCCCUUUCGACGUACAGAGCGGCAGGAGUGGCCAGCUCUCCGGGCAGUCACCGCCACUCCGCUCGCCACUCACACCCGGCCAUCAGCUGCAGCAGGAGGGUCCAUCGGUGGUGGGCACGCGAGUCGGUGGGAGCGGCCUAGGGCAGAAGGGCCGGCCAGCUGUCGACGUUCCCCCAUGGCCUCCUGGCCUCGCUGCCGCACACCAGGAUGAUCCUCUUGCACUGCCCGGCUGUCGCACAGCACCACUUGAUUCCAAGGUACGGAAACACAGACACAUCACGCUAGCUGUCUUUUGGUGGUCCUUCCAUGCUCUUCUCCCUUCUCACAUGUGUGGGUGAGAAGCCCUUCUCUGUCGGGAACUUUGGCUAUCAGGAGACGAAACACGCCGCCACCGCACACCGACGAGCGAUGGACAUGGUAGUGUCGCCUUGGCCUCCACCUGGCGGUGGCAUAGCAGGUUACCGCCGGAUUGCCAUCGUCCGUCGUCCCCCCGCAACCGUCCCCACGGGGCCGAUGUCGGAGCAUCAAGCCGGUGUCAGAGGCGUCAGCUUCAACAAGGGGAACAACGCAUGGCAGGCCAACUGGUAUGAGAAGGGUAUCCAAAAAGGGAAAUCAUUCUCGGUGUGGAAGCAUGGCUAUGAGGGCGCUAAGACAGCCGCCAUCGCACAUAGGCGGGAGAUGGAGCGAUUGCACUACUACUACGACAAGAGGCGUGGCAGGCUUAUGGCGAGCCCUCCCGCCGAGUGCCAUCGUCAGGCCGCUGUGGUAAAUGACCACUGCAGCCCCCAGGAGAAGACCGACACAAGAGACGGCUGCGCGGGGCCUCAUGAGACCAGGGCUGGUGGGCAGCCAGCCGGCACGUCGGCCGCUGAUAUCGAAGGCGCCAGCAGGGUGGAGGAGGACAUCAUGCUGACAAGGCUGCUGGAGGGUGUGCGUGCGACUGAUCCUCAGAGUGGCGGUCGGUAUGAGAUCGCCACAGUGACGGUGGCCGGCCGGCAGACAAAGGCAAUCCGGUGGAGGCCGACGGGUUAGAGGAGAGAACACAGGGCAAGCAAGGGCAGGAUUGAUCUGCCUGUGUGUCUGCUGAUCAGGUGUGUGUGUAGCGUCUGACCGGCGUGAUGUCCAGGACCAAGGUAAUGGACAGCCAGUUGGCUCAGCCAGGAUGCACCACUUCACCCAUCGUCUCGGCUGUCCGCCUGUGUGCCAUUCAGGAUUGGCUGAUCCUCCGAAGCGCCAUCUGCCAAGCAGCCCCCCUGUCAACCCCUGCAAUGGCCGAGACCCCUCACCGGACCGCAGCCGCCCCCCGAAGAGGCAGCGCACAGAGCCGCCAUAG
Messenger RNA from Vitrella brassicaformis, 1619 nucleotides. The record is from the annotation of a GenBank genome assembly. Lineage: Eukaryota; Vitrellaceae.